Molecule: messenger RNA, 1612 nt
Organism: Antechinus flavipes (yellow-footed antechinus)
Lineage: Eukaryota; Metazoa; Chordata; Mammalia; Dasyuromorphia; Dasyuridae
Gene: PYCR2
Product: pyrroline-5-carboxylate reductase 2
Exons: 8
Coding region: 290-1252 (320 amino acids)
Biological process (GO): L-proline biosynthetic process
Molecular function (GO): pyrroline-5-carboxylate reductase activity
Source: RefSeq, a predicted model, not a curated record
GAGGCUCUGUGGCAGGCCGUGCACAUCCGUCCUCCGCCUCCUUCGCGCCGGCCUGGGAGGGAGCGGGCGGAGCUGUGCGGAGCAUCAGUAGGGAGACCGGUUUUCUGGCAGCAGUGUAACAGGGGUGAGGGGAGGGGGCGGGAUACGGAGCCCUAUGGAGUCCUGGAGCGGCUCUGUCUAUUUCAGCGUCCAUCGCCCAGGCCCCGGAGCCCCGAGCCUCCGACUGUUCGGACUGGACUUUUCUUCGAGCCCUCCCAGCCGUUGGUGUGACUAGGACGCCCCCAGGACUAUGAGUGUGGGCUUCAUUGGGGCAGGCCAGCUGGCCUUUGCCCUCGCCAGGGGCUUCACUGCUGCAGGCAUCCUGGCUUCCCACAAGAUAAUGGCUAGCACUCCAGAUAUGGACUUGCCCACAGUUUCUGCACUUCGGAAAAUGGGUGUGAAGCUGACCCACCACAACAAGGAAACAGUACAGCACAGUGAUGUGCUCUUCCUGGCUGUCAAACCUCAUAUUAUUCCCUUCAUCCUGGAUGAGAUUGGGUCUGAUAUCAAGGACAGACACAUCGUGGUCUCCUGUGCUGCUGGUGUCACUAUCAGCUCCAUUGAGAAGAAACUGACAGCAUUCCAGCCAGCCCCAAAGAUCAUUCGCUGUAUGACCAACACCCCUGUGGUAGUCCGAGAAGGAGCCACAGUAUAUGCCACGGGUACCCAUGCCCUGGUGGAAGAUGGGAAACUCCUAGAACAGCUAAUGAGCAGUGUGGGCUUUUGCACAGAAGUGGAAGAAGACCUGAUAGACGCUGUCACAGGACUCAGCGGCAGUGGACCUGCCUAUGCAUUUAUGGCCCUAGAUGCAUUAGCAGAUGGUGGGGUGAAGAUGGGCCUCCCAAGAAGACUGGCAGUCCGCCUGGGUGCACAGGCCUUAUUGGGAGCUGCAAAGAUGCUCCUGGACUCAGAGCAGCAUCCAGGACAGCUCAAGGACAAUGUUUGUUCUCCUGGGGGAGCCACCAUUCAUGCUUUGCACUUCUUGGAAAGUGGCGGUUUUCGAUCUUUACUAAUCAAUGCUGUUGAAGCCUCCUGCAUCCGGACCAGGGAGCUGCAGUUCAUGGCUGACCAAGAGAAGAUCUCCCCAGCUGCUAUCAAGAAAACCCUGUUAGAUAAAGUGAAACUGGAGUCCCCUUCUGUUUCAACACAUUCGCUUUCCAACAAAGUCAAAGUGUUUAAUCGUACCCAGGCCCCUGGGGGCAAGAAGGAUUGAGAUGGUUUUACCAGCCAUUUAUCUAAUCUUCGACAAAUGCCCUUUUCCUGCCUUCAGGGUACUUACUUUCUUUGUUCUUGACUACUAAGGGAGAUGAGUCUGUAGCAUUUUAUCCCCGGUAAUGAAAUUACUUAAAUCUCUUUACAUCCGUAAAGAUGAAUGGAAAAUAGGAAAAUUAGUAAGUUUUUAGUGUCUCUAACAGUGAAGAAAUUCUCUAAUCAUUUUGAGUUUAAAAGGUAUAAAAUUAUACUUGUGAUUUAAAAAAAAUGAUUAUUUUAAAACUAGUUUUAAUAAUAUUGGGAUAUAAUGUGGGGUUCUUGCUAAUUGUUUCAAUAAAAUUAUAUAUUUUUUAUUUUUAAA